Acomys russatus (golden spiny mouse) is the source of this 3736-nucleotide messenger RNA. It is a transcript of the gene Esyt2, whose product is annotated as extended synaptotagmin 2. The record is from RefSeq and is a predicted model, not a curated record. Gene Ontology annotation, molecular function: lipid binding. Bases 148 to 2748 code for a protein of 866 amino acids. Lineage: Eukaryota; Metazoa; Chordata; Mammalia; Rodentia; Muridae. The transcript is spliced from 23 exons. Gene Ontology annotation, biological process: lipid transport.
GACGUCGGGUCCCGCCCGUCCGAGGAGUGGAGCGGUGGCGCCCUCCGUCCCCCUCCCAGGGGCGCUGGCGCGCAGGGUGGAGCGCCCUGCGGUCUGUGGGAGCGCCGCGCCCGCCUCAGUAGGCUGGAGUGCGCCGCGCAGCCCGCGAUGAGCGGCGCGGGGGACGAGGGACCGGAGGCCGGUGCCGGCCGGGCCGGGGGCCGCUCGGAGCCCGAGGCCCCGGGCAGCGCGCUGAGUGUGGACCUGCCCGCCCUGCUGGGGCAGCUGGCGCGCAGCUUCGCGCUGCUGCUGCCGGUGUACGCCCUCGGCUACCUGGGGCUGAGCUUCAGCUGGGUGCUGCUGGCGCUCGGGCUCCUCGCCUGGUGCCGCCGGAGCCGCGGCCUCAAGGCCAGCCGCCUGUGCCGCGCGCUGGCGCUGUUGGAGGACGAGGAGCGAGCCGUGCGCCUCGGAGUGCGUGCCUGCGACCUGCCCGCCUGGGUUCACUUUCCAGACACUGAAAGAGCAGAAUGGCUAAAUAAGACUGUCAAGCACAUGUGGCCCUUUAUUUGUCAGUUUAUAGAGAAGCUCUUUCGAGAAACUAUAGAGCCAGCUGUGCGGGGAGCAAAUGCCCACCUCAGCACCUUCAGCUUCACGAAGGUGGACGUGGGCCAGCAGCCCCUUAGAGUCAAUGGUGUUAAGGUUUAUACGGAAAAUGUAGACAAAAGACAAAUUAUUCUGGACCUUCAGGUUAGUUUUGUAGGAAAUUGUGAGAUUGAUUUGGAGAUCAAACGAUAUUUUUGUAGAGCUGGUGUGAAAAGUAUUCAGAUCCAUGGGACAAUGCGGGUGAUCCUGGAGCCCCUGAUUGGGGACAUGCCUUUAGUUGGAGCUCUGUCCCUGUUCUUCCUUAGGAAACCACUUUUAGAGAUUAACUGGACAGGACUGACUAAUCUCCUGGACAUCCCUGGACUGAAUGGUUUAUCUGAUACGAUCAUUCUGGAUAUAAUAUCGAACUAUCUGGUGCUUCCCAAUCGAAUCACUGUUCCUCUUGUCAGUGAAGUUCAAAUAGCUCAGUUGCGGUUUCCCAUACCAAAGGGUGUCCUAAGGAUUCAUUUUAUUGAAGCUCAAGACCUUCAGGGAAAAGACACCUACCUUAAAGGCCUCGUCAAGGGGAAAUCAGACCCCUACGGAGUUAUCCGAGUGGGCAACCAGAUCUUCCAGAGCAAGGUCAUCAAAGAGAACCUGAGUCCCAAGUGGAACGAGGUCUAUGAGGCUUUAGUCUAUGAACACCCUGGACAAGAGUUGGAGAUUGAACUCUUUGAUGAAGAUCCAGACAAGGAUGACUUCCUAGGAAGUCUUAUGAUUGAUCUUAUUGAAGUUGAGAAGGAACGCCUUUUAGAUGAAUGGUUCUCGCUGGAUGAAGUGGCCAAAGGAAAGCUGCGUUUGAGGCUGGAGUGGCUCACCCUGACGCCAGACGCGGCCAGUCUCGACCAGGUGCUGGCAGACAUCAGAGCUGACAAGGAUCAAGCCAAUGAUGGCCUUUCAUCUGCACUGCUGAUCUUGUAUUUGGAUUCUGCAAGGAAUCUUCCGAGUAACCCAUUAGACUUUAACCCGGGUGUCUUGAAGAAGUCUGCAGUGCAGAGAGCUUUAAAGUCAGGGAAGAAAAUAAACAGCAACCCAAAUCCUCUUGUCCAGAUGUCAGUCGGUCACAAGGCUCAAGAGAGUAAGAUUCGAUACAAAACUAGUGAGCCUGUGUGGGAGGAAAACUUCACUUUCUUCAUUCAUAACCCCAAGCGCCAGGACCUUGAAGUUGAGGUCAUAGAUGAGCAGCAUCAGUGUUCCCUGGGCGCCCUGAGGAUCCCACUCAGUCAGCUGCUUCUGAGUGACAACAUGACUAUCAACCAGCGGUUCCAGCUCAGCAACUCGGGUCCAAACAGCACCUUAAAAAUGAAGAUUGCCCUACGGGUCCUCCAUCUUGAAAAGCAAGAACGGCCUGCGGACCACCAGCAUUCAGCUCAAGUGAAACGGCCUUCUGUCUCCAAAGAGGGGAGGAGAGUCCCUGUCAAACCUCAGCCAUCUGCAUCGCCAGGCCCUGGGGGCAGCAGUACUGCCCCAUCAACACCAGUCAGGGGAGUCGAUGACAAGCCUGUCGUGGAGGAGAAGCCCCAGCCCCCUGAGGCCAGCCCUCUGGCGCAGCGUGACCUGGGCAGGAGCUCCUCCAGCCUCUUGGCCUCUCCGAGCCACAUCUCGGCCAAGGAACCCACCCCAAGCAUUGCCUCAGACAUAUCACUGCCCAUUGCCACCCAGGAGCUGAGGCAGCGGCUCCGUCAGCUUGAAAAUGGGACUACCCUGGGCCAGUCGCCUCUGGGGCAGAUCCAGCUGACGAUCCGGCACAGCUCCCAGAGGAACAAGCUCAUCGUGGUCGUGCACUCGUGCAGGAACCUCAUUGCCUUCUCGGAAGAUGGCUCUGAUCCAUACGUCCGCAUGUACUUACUACCAGACAAGAGGCGAUCAGGAAGAAGGAAAACACAUGUGUCAAAGAAGACCCUGAACCCCGUGUUUGAUCAGAGCUUCGAGUUCAGCGUGUCGCUGCCUGAGGUGCAAAGGAGAACCCUGGACGUGGCGGUGAAGAACAGUGGCGGCUUCUUGUCCAAAGACAAAGGGCUUCUUGGCAAAGUGCUGGUUGCUCUGGCAUCUGAAGAUCUCGCCAAGGGCUGGACCCAGUGGUAUGACCUCACAGAAGAUGGGACGAGGCCGCAGGUGAUAACGUAGCUACGCUGGACGUAGGCCAGUUUCUCAAAUGUGUUGUGGCACCUCGACAGGGAACACACCUUCUCGCAGAUGUACCAAUGCUAUUUUUAUAAUUUUAAGUAUUGAGUUAUACAUACUGUAAUAAUUUUAUAAAACUUGGCAUUGUAGGAAAAUUUGGCCAAUGUUGUUGUUAAACUUCCCUGUUUCCCCCAAUGCUUUGCCGGGCACUGCAGUGUGAAGCAGUGUAGUGAUGUGUUCCUGUGCUGUGUAGAACUGUCAGCUGCACAUGCUGGGAGCGGACACCUGUGCUUGCUUAUUCCUGCCCGGUCCUGCGGCCUGGAGGUGCGCUACACCAUGUAAAUAGACUCUUUUUUUUUAAUAUCUACAUGCUGGUUUGGAUAAAGAAGAAAAUGUAUCAAGAAAAUACAUAUUUUCUUCUAAGACAUUAAAUUCUUUGACAAAUAAUCAUUUUCAGCUUCUCAACAAAAAGUUCUCAUAGAUCUCUUGUGUGGUAUGGCUUUCUUAGGGGAAAAAUGAAAAGAUUAUUAAAUAUUAGGGUAUUUGUGUCUACUAUGAAUGAUAUAAAACAAAGUGUUCAGAUUAUUAACAUUAUUAUAAAUAGGAAGAUACAGUGGGAAGCCAGCGAAUGGCUUAUUUAAAAAGUUGUAUAACUAAGUAAUGUGACAAUACCAAAAGUAUUGCCAAGGAUCAUGAAUCACAGUGUACUCAAUCUGAAAUGUAUUACAUAAGAAAGAAAUGUCCUGUUUAUUUGUAAUUUUUAUAACAGAUUCAUGAAAUAGUACAGAGAUACACACAUGGCAAGUGUGGUACCUCACGUCUGUAAUCCCAGGAUAUGAGAGGCCAAGGCAGGAAGACCCAAGAGUUGAAGGCCAGCCUGGGCUACACAGCAAGACCCUCUCUUGGGAAAAAGAAAUACACACUUUGUACUUUGCCCAAAGCAUAGGAACGACUCUCCAAUAUUAGGGUGUAAGGUGUGGCGCACAUGGGC